Messenger RNA from Capsella rubella, 773 nucleotides. RefSeq names its product 50S ribosomal protein L24, chloroplastic. Gene Ontology annotation, cellular component: mitochondrion; ribosome. Gene Ontology annotation, biological process: translation. Lineage: Eukaryota; Viridiplantae; Streptophyta; Magnoliopsida; Brassicales; Brassicaceae. The record is from RefSeq and is a predicted model, not a curated record. Gene Ontology annotation, molecular function: RNA binding; structural constituent of ribosome. Bases 69 to 659 code for a protein of 196 amino acids. The transcript has 4 exons.
GGAUGAAGAAGAAGAAGAAACAACAGUUGUUUAGCCACUUCGCCAGUGGAGUUGCAGAGCGAUAAAAAAUGGCAACCAUGUCUGCUCUUCAGAGCUCUUUUACUUCUCUUUCUCUAUCCCCGAGCUCUUCGUUCCUUGGCCAGCGUCUAAUUUCCCCGAUUUCACUCUCCGUCGCUUCUCCGGUCAAGCCCGCCGAGAACCCAUGCCUUGUUCUUGCAAAGCUCAAGCGUUGGGAACGGAAAGAAUGCAAACCAAACAGUCUUCCGGUUCUGCACAAAAUGCAUGUCAAGUUUGGAGAUACCGUCAAAGUUAUAUCUGGACGCGACAAGGGUAAAAUCGGAGAGGUUACUAAGAUCUUCACUCACAACAGCACUGUAGUGAUCAAAGAUGUAAACCUCAAAACAAAACACAUGAAGAGUCGAGAGGAGGGAGAACCUGGUCAAAUUGUUAAGAUAGAAGCACCUAUCCACAGCUCAAACGUGAUGUUAUAUUCGAAAGAAAAGGAGGUGGUAAGCCGGGUGGGUCACAAGGUCCUUGAAGAUGGACAGAAAGUAAGAUAUCUGAUCAAAACAGGGGAGGUUAUCGACACCAUUGAGAAGUGGAAGCAACUUAAGGAGGCAAAGGACAAAGAAACCACCCAAGUUGCAGUGGCUGCUUAGUAUCUCACUUCUUUCUUCUUCAUUGCACUUUUGAUAUAUAGACUAAUAGACCUAUGCAUUUGAUGGAUGUAUUGAAUCCCUUUAAAGGUAAAGUAUAAAAUUUCUACCCCAUAA